GCAAGAAUAGGGUUUCUGUCAACAAAACGACGUUUUAAGUCAGAUGGAUCGUGUUAUAUAAAGAGCUAAUGAGAUAGCAGAAAGGCAAUCAUCACCGUGCUAUAAUGUUGAACGGGACCUCCAAUCUACACUGGRCUAGAACUCCGAUAAUUCUUUACGGACGAGGCGCUUUGAAUCACCAAGAUGAUCCUCAAUCAAGAAUGUGUUCUGAUGAUGAAGCAUCGACUUUUGCGGGGGCUUUCUCGAUAAGAUCGAUCUUAUCUCACUCCAGGCCUCAGGGUGAGAUAAGCACCGUUCAGGACACAAGAUACAUGAGUCGUGUCCCUGGUUCUUGUACUUACGAUCAGCCACGAGUUGUUCAUUGUGGCGAAGAUACAAUAAACCCAAUUCAUCUACAAGCUACAGUUAACGCCUUAAAUCAAGGAGGUUCUGUGGGCUCGUUUCGCGAUGCUGGUAGGCCUUGUGGGGAAAUGCCAAACUUCGAGUCAUCGCCAUCGUCAGGUUGCCUUGGAGUUCAAAGUUCUAUCGGAAAAGCGCGCCCAAGACGCGCCAACAAAAGAUCUCGUACGAUUUUCACUCCUUACCAGCUGCAAAGGCUGGAGAAAGCGUUCGAUCGUCAGCAGUAUGUGGCAGGUGAAGAAAGAAGGCAGUUAGCAAUGGGCCUUAACCUUUCUGAAACACAGGUAAAGGUGUGGUUCCAGAAUAGAAGAAUUCGCUUCAGGAAACAACGAGUGAAGACGAGCAUUUCGUAACUUGGAAAGGACUUAUUAAAAUGAUCUUAUGCCUAAAGUCGCAAUGACUAGGCUUUCCUUCAUUCACAAGUACUGUUUUUAGUCUUGUAUUUUAUCAGGAACUCUCCUAAACUCAUUCCUACGUAUAAGGACGCGCAAAGCAUUUUAGCUASACGAGUGUCCUAAUUUCCACCGUCUUAUGGAAUCGAAAACACGCUGAUUUUAGUUAGAUAUGGUCGUGGAAUUCUUUUUCCAAAAUAUGAGAAGCAGAUAUCUUUUUACGGCUCAGGGGAUAUUUUCAUAAUCUUCAAAAAGCUUACAUAUGUCUUUUCUGUAUCUUUUUGAGUGCAAGAACUUUAUUCAUUUCAGUGAUAAMAGGUUCAUUUUUAUGUUAA
Messenger RNA from Actinia tenebrosa (Australian red waratah sea anemone), 1126 nucleotides. RefSeq names its product homeobox protein vent1. Lineage: Eukaryota; Metazoa; Cnidaria; Anthozoa; Actiniaria; Actiniidae. Gene Ontology annotation, molecular function: DNA-binding transcription factor activity, RNA polymerase II-specific; RNA polymerase II cis-regulatory region sequence-specific DNA binding. Gene Ontology annotation, biological process: central nervous system development; neuron differentiation; regulation of transcription by RNA polymerase II. Gene Ontology annotation, cellular component: nucleus. The record is from RefSeq and is a predicted model, not a curated record.